GUCAAAAAAUUCAACACACCAGCAGUGUGAGGAGACCUGAAAGUGGCACAUGGCAUGGCACAGUGUGGCGAUGGAGACAGCAGCAAUGGGAGGCCGUACAGGGACCCAUGAGACACUCUGGACCUGGCAGCAGCAUGAGGAGGCGGUACGGGGGCCCAUGGCAGAUUACGGGCCUGGCAGCAGCAAUGGGAGGCCCGUAAUCUGCCAGCACCCUAUGACAAAAUGGAACCCACCAGCAGUGUGAGGAGACCUGAAAGUGGCACAUGGCAGAGUGUGGCGAUGGAGACAGCAGCAAUGGGAGGCCGUACAGGGACCCAUGAGACACUCUGGACCUGGCAGCAGCAUGA
This is a messenger RNA of Staurois parvus, 347 nucleotides long. The record is from the annotation of a GenBank genome assembly. NCBI's taxonomy places the organism in Eukaryota, Metazoa, Chordata, Amphibia, Anura, Ranidae.